Molecule: messenger RNA, 1573 nt
Organism: Eremomyces bilateralis CBS 781.70
Lineage: Eukaryota; Fungi; Ascomycota; Dothideomycetes; Eremomycetales; Eremomycetaceae
Product: transcription factor Tfb4
Exons: 3
Coding region: 86-1288 (400 amino acids)
Biological process (GO): regulation of DNA-templated transcription; nucleotide-excision repair
Cellular component (GO): transcription factor TFIIH core complex; transcription factor TFIIH holo complex
Source: RefSeq, a predicted model, not a curated record
CUCUCAUUGUCUCCCAAUUUCUCCCCCUUCUGCGGAGAAAUUGGUGCAGGCGAUUGAAGGAAUAUAGCAGAAUGCGGAGUCCACCAUGAAUGCCAUCGAUGGAACUACAAGUAGCUUCCAUGUCCGAUCUACCGAUGCUCCCCCGCCCUCUCUCCUUGUCAUAGUCCUCGACACCAACCCAUACGCAUGGUCCCUCCUCGCCGACACCCUUCCCCUCCAAAAUGUCGUUGCCAACCUCCUGGUAUUCAUCAACGCCCACCUCGCCAUCAACCACGCCAACCAAGUCGCCGUGCUCGCUAGCCAUACCCACUGCGUCCAAUGGCUCUACCCCCCCCCCCCUCCCCCCCUCCCCACCGAUUCAACCGGCGACGUUCUCAUGACCGAACCCGACCAACCUGACCCCACCCCCCACCCCCCUACCGACGACGCCAACAAAUACCGCCCCUUCCGCCUCGUCGAGCAACAGAUCCUCUCCAACCUCCGCUCCCUCCUCACCUCCUCCCCCCCUUCCUCCCACACCACUGCCCUCAUCGCCGGAGCCCUCACCACUGCCAUGACCUACAUCUCCAAAGCCACCCUCCUCGCCUCCCCCGUCGCCGCCCCUACCCACACCCACACCACCUCCUCCGUCCUCCCCACCGCCGACGCCAUCAACGCCCCCGCCGACGCCUCCACCGCCCACGACCCCCUCAGCUCGCGCAUCCUGAUCGUCAGCGUCUCCGGCGACCUCGCCGCGCAGUACAUCCCCGUGAUGAAUACCAUCUUCGCCGCCCAGCGCAACCGCGUGCCCAUCGACGUGCUGAAGCUGGCAGGCGACACAGUGUUUCUGCAGCAGGCGAGCGACGCGACCGGGGGGGUGUACAUCGCGCCGGGGCUGGAGGUGGGGGCAGGGAAGAAGGAGGGGGAGGAUGCGGCGGUGGUGCGGGCGCAAGGGAUCCUGCAGUAUUUGAUGAUGGGGUUCUUGCCGGAUGCGGCGGCGAGGAAGUGGUUGGUGCUACCCGGGGCGGAAGAGGUGGAUUUCCGCGCGGCAUGUUUUUGUCAUCGGAAAGUGGUGGAUAUCGGGUGGGUGUGCUCCGUGUGUCUCAGCAUCUUCUGCGAACCCCUCCCCGACGCCACCUGCCUCACCUGCGGCACCUACCUUGCCCUCCCCGCCAACCACAACGUCGCCCCCGCCGUCGUCCCGCGAAAGAAGAAGAAAAAGAAACGCCUGCCCGAUGGCGGGACGCCGCGGCCGGGCGGCAGCACCCCAGCCGGGAGCACGCCGGGUGGCGGCACGCCGAUGAGAUGAUACCCCCUGAUGGCACGAAAAAGCGCGAGGCCAUGUACGAUUGAUUUAAGUGAAGCGGGAGAGAGGUGGGAGAGCAUUGAUAGGCAUUCACGGUGGCGUCUGGUGACUCCUGGUUGAUGGGAGGAGCUGAAUGAAAUGAUAUAGAUUGAUUUUUAAACUAAGCAUAGGGUUGGUUUCCGGUUUCGGAAAUGAGAAUGGAAGUUUUCGGAUUUUGCAUGAGGCGGAUGAAGUCUACCUAUACUACGUUUCCAUUCGCUUCUUGAAAUGUGUUCGGGCCCUUUCGGA